GUGCAUAAUGCUAAAGUGAUCUUGCAUAAACAGCUAUGCACAUUGGGAAGCAGAUCAGUGCUGUGGUAGAUGUGCCGAGGGUUUGAACUUGAGUAACAUGAUGCUAAUGUGGAGAAAAAAUUGACAGUGCAUAUAUGCAUUGAGAAGGAGCUCUGAGAAUGUUGAAUAUUACACACCAGAAAGACUCAGUUCUGGGCACACCAUUCAUUGGUAGCAGGGCUAAAGGAAUCUGGUCAGGAAACUCCACCAACACAACAAGCCAGAGAUUUGGGAGCUGGAAGAACACAGUAAGCAUGAAUAAAUAGAGGAGGCACGGAUAUAGGUUGUGAAAAAGAGGCUAAUCCAAGCUGGUGCCAUUGUGCUGCAGCAUCUGAAAGGACUGGAGGAUUUUUUUUCAAUUAGGCUUACUUUGUUAAAGAAAGGUGGCACAGAACAAGUGAAUGCUCAAAGGAGAUGGGGAAAUGGUAAAUUAAGAGCUAUUAGUGUUGGCUGUGGGAUUGGAAGAAAACAGUAACAGCUUCCUCAGCCACUGAGGCAAACAAAUCCAUUAGCUGAAGUUAGGAACAACCUUUACAUGGCUAAAUUAGAUAUAAAUUCCUGUUCCACUUCAUCUUUUAUGAUGCUUUGGUACCUAUUCGUCCUUAAACCACUUGAUGCAUGAGGAAAGAGAAGAGCUCUCUCCAUUAACUCUGGAAAUCAUGGGACAAAUUAAACCAAAUAAAGCAUCUUCAAGAUGGCAACAUUCAGCAUGUCUGAAAAGUGGCAACUAAGUACAAGAAAAAGACCUAGAUGAGCUUGACUUAGGUAAGACGUAUCUUCUGUAUUACUCUGAGGCCAUUGCUGUAAUCUGUGAGGAAUGCUUCCUUUAGAAGAACAACUAUGCAGCGGAUGAGCUGAAGCUGUACUUGUGGUGGUUGGACAGGAUGUUUGUGUUAACUGCUUGGUCACUGCUGCUCUGCACAGGAAAGUAGCUGAGUUCUGCUGAUCUUUCACAUGAAGCAGGUUACAUUUUUACCUAACUUCAGCCAACUGAGGAUCAGCACUCAGCAACAGAUGGGGGGAAAAAAAAAAAGAGUAAUGCAACAACAACAACAAAGCAGCAGAACGCGGCAGCGGCACCUGAGGCUGGCGGGGGACAGGCGGGAGCCGUACCCCCACAGCCUGCAGUUCUACCAGGAGCCCCCCACCGAGAGCAUCUCGCUGGUCGAGUUCGAGAGCUUCGCCGUGGACCGCCUGAGGCUGCUCAAGGUAGUUGAAAACCUUGGUGUGAGCUAUGUAAGAAGUGGUGAUGCGUACAAAACUAAGCUGGAGGCUGAGCUCCGGAAACUUAAGUUUCCCUACAGAGCUUUGGCUGAGGAUGAUUAUGAUGCAAGAAGAAAGGAUCAUAUUUCUCAUUUCAUAUUGCGCCUUGCUUACUGUCAGUCUGAGGAACUCAGACGUUGGUUUCUUCAACAAGAAAUGGAUCUGUUUCGAUAUCGCUUCCACGAACUGACUGACAGCCUGAGGCAGAAAUUCUUGGAUCAUGUUAACUUAUCAUUUGAAGCUGAGGUAGUACUUAUGGUACUGACUGAAAUGUCAAGAAAGGAAGAGUGUAAAUGCAAAGCAGGAAUACAAGUGGGUGAGCAGGAGUGAUGGACCUCAUUCUCACUGUUUUUUGGUGGUGGUGAGCUGUUAGUUAUAUUUGAACCAUGGUAUAAAAUGGCGGCCUCAUAUGAUUCCCUUGUUGCAACUUUUGUGUAUUUUAAUUAAUUUUAUUUUAAACUCUUCUGUAGAUGAUUAUUUUGAUGGAGACCCUACUGGAGCCUUUAAAAACUGACACUUUUCCAGUUAGUUAUUUGACUGCAAGUAAUAAGAGAGAAGUCUACUUGGUGGUAUCUGGCCAUGUAACUAUCUUAAUUUAUUAUCUUCAUUUACCUUCUAAUACAAUACCAACAGCUUUAAACUAAACAGCUUUAUUGCUGCUGGUACUGCAUUAGAAAAUCAAUGGUUUCGGAUUUGUACUUUUCAGGCACUUUAAACUUCGAUAGUGAUAUCUCUUUAAAACCAAAACUGAUUCAAUUUUGAAGAUGAUUCUGUCUUAAAAGUAAUUUGUAUGGCUUUCAUUAAUAGCUUCACCCUCAAAGUUGUGCUUGGGAGCUCAAAUAAUUUAGAAUUUAGCCUCUGUUUUCUCAGAAAGUAAGUUUUAGUUGAACUCUCGAAAGUGAUGUUGUCAAUAUAAACUUCUUUCCAGUGAAUAGAAAGACAUGGAAGAAAUUGAACAUGUUCAGAGGGUUUUGAGUCUAUUCUAUGCCUUGUGUAUGUUUAAAAAAAGAAAAAAAAGUGAAAGAAAAAUAAAGGUUUGAAGGGACUGUGCUGUUAUUGGUUAUCACUAGAUAAAGACCUUUUUACCUGUGGCAUGUAAUUUUCAGCUCUCAAAGCAUGUUAAAUAGACUUUGUGCAAAGUCAGUCACACAGGGAGUACAGGAUUUCCUUAUGCAGCUCUCAGGGAGAAUUAAGUGGUGACAUUUAAGUAUUCAGAGCCCAUCAAAGAGGAUUUGCAAACACAGGUGUGCACUUGAGAUUCACAUUAAUUUAGGAGAUUUAAGCAUUAAUAUCAUAUUAGAAAUGAAUAAUGACAGCUAUGUCAGUUUCUGACAGCAAAAGCCAUUAAUGUAUUUUUAAGAUAUUUAAAGGGAAAUACCCUGGUAUUUUCAGUGUUAUAAUCAUGGAAGGAAAUACAUUAGUCUCAAAGCUUUUCAACAUAGGGAAAGUAUAUUAACAGCUUCAGAGGUAAAUGACACUUAAGGAAUGAACUGCAAAAUGAAUUUUUCUUCCUUGCUACAAGCGGUGGAGCUGUUUUCUGUUGUUUAAUUUAGGAGUAGCUGGUUUGAUUUCUGUCAGGUGAUGCUGAGUGAUGUGUUUGGCAUCAGUCGAUGUUAUGGCUGAGUCCUGCUUUCUGCUGUAACUUUUAGCAGUGAGCUUUGUCUCUGCUGUUUUUGAACUGCUCUCCUGCUGUCUUUGAACUACUGCUUAGUUAUCUGCUUGUGAAGGUGUCUUAAGUGAAUGACUUUGAAGGCUCAUUGAUACAAUAUGAGAUAAUUUUCUCUUGUCCCAGAGGUCUGUUGUACUGUCAGGCAGUGAGAUUGGCUUAGUACUGGUUGUUUUUUUGAUAUCCAUGUGUGCUGUGCUUUUUUUGCUAUCAGAUGCUUUGAUUUGUUGAUACAUUUUUCCAGGAAUUAAAUUUGAUAUCUUGGAGCACAGGAUAAAAUGUUACUGAAAUACAAAUUUGGGAUAAAGCUUUACAUUUUGUUGAUUGUCUUGAUUGAUCUGUUCUCCUGUGACACUUUUUCCAUCUUGUCUUUGGAUUGUUAGCUUCUUCCUGAAGCAGACACAGUUCCUUGUUGCUUACACAAGAAAUAAGCAUUGAGUUAUCAUGACUUAAUCUGCCGUGCAAGGUGAUGUAUAAUUGAAUUUGGAUUCCUUGUAAUGCUUCUGUUCUUUAUUAUUCUGCACAUUUCAGAGAGAUAAACUUCAAAGUGCAGCAUAUUUUUUCUUGAAUAUGUUUUUCUCUGUUAGUGUUACCUCUCCACAGAGCAUAAAAGAUCCUAUUUAAAUUAUCUUAAAAGUCUUUACCACUGAAAAUCCUCUUGAAAUUAAAAAGAAAUAUUACAGCUUCCAGGUUAGAUGUCAUCAUUUUUGGGCGGAAAAUAAACUAUCAUAAUUUUUUUAAUUGCUGCUAUAAAACAGGUUGUCUUAAUAUAAUACUUUGUAUCAUAGUCAUGGGGAAGGAACAGCAGAUGGGAAUAUUCAACUGGGGGAGCUGAUGCUCUGUUGUGCAUCUAUUAGCAUUUGGGAUGGAACAGUAUGAACUGCAA
Centrocercus urophasianus (Greater sage-grouse) is the source of this 3854-nucleotide messenger RNA. RefSeq names its product DNA primase large subunit-like. Gene Ontology annotation, biological process: DNA replication, synthesis of primer. The record is from RefSeq and is a predicted model, not a curated record. Bases 994 to 1632 code for a protein of 212 amino acids. Gene Ontology annotation, cellular component: alpha DNA polymerase:primase complex. The transcript is spliced from 13 exons. NCBI's taxonomy places the organism in Eukaryota, Metazoa, Chordata, Aves, Galliformes, Phasianidae.